Sabethes cyaneus is the source of this 3306-nucleotide messenger RNA. It is a transcript of the gene Nep3, whose product is annotated as endothelin-converting enzyme homolog. Gene Ontology annotation, biological process: protein processing. Gene Ontology annotation, molecular function: extracellular matrix structural constituent; metalloendopeptidase activity. The transcript is spliced from 5 exons. Gene Ontology annotation, cellular component: plasma membrane. Bases 234 to 2609 code for a protein of 791 amino acids. The record is from RefSeq and is a predicted model, not a curated record. NCBI's taxonomy places the organism in Eukaryota, Metazoa, Arthropoda, Insecta, Diptera, Culicidae.
AUGAACACUAAACGCGUAGUAGCUUGCCAAUUUUCGCCGCGUUACCGUCUCGGAUUAUCGUUGCGCGCGUGUACUCUCGCGACUUGUUUACAUUGCGGACGGAGUGAAACCCAGUAUUUAGCAUAUCUUGUCAAUCAAAGACAAGUGAAUUCCUCUUCGAGUUCAGUAUAUUGUGUCUUAAUUCACCUAUAACUGACGCGCGUCGAGUCCCUUUUAGGCGGUGGACCUUUGAUAUGACCCGGUACAAGCAGGCCCAGUUUGUCGAUGAAGACAGCAGCAGCAUCGGAUCGAUUCAGAUCAACGAAACCAGUCGGAGUCCGACGAUGCACAUCCGGUAUCACACGGCCAGAGGAACGUCCCUGUGGAAUGCUCGCAGCAAGCUCGAAAAGGUGCUCAUUCUACUGUUGCUGUUCUCGACGGUGACAAUUGUUGUGCUGAUUGGGCUGCUGACAACCGAGAGCACAAGGAUACUGCACGUGCAGCCACAUGUGGAUUCCAACAUCUACAAAGAUGGCCAACCAUCAGGUAGCGAAUCCUCGAAGACCUGCCUGAACAAGCACUGCAUUUUCGCCGCAAGUGAAAUCCUGCACUCGAUCGAUACCACGGUCAGUCCGUGUGACGACUUCUACGGAUUCGCUUGUAAUCAGUGGAUCAAAAACAAUCCCAUCCCGGAUGGUAAAUCCAUGUGGGGUACAUUCGGCAAGCUGGAACAGCAGAAUCAGUUGGUGGUGAAGAACGUUCUGGAGCGACCAGAAGCGGAGUUUAAGUCGAAGGCCGAAAAGAAGGCUAAACUGUACUACCAGUCCUGCCUGGAUGAGGACGAAACUAUGGAAAAGUUGGGAGCAGAACCGUUGCUGAAAUUGCUCAAAAAUAUCGGAGGCUGGAAUGUGACUGCGAACGCCAGUGGUUUCGAUGUGAGCAAGUGGUCCCUACAAAAGUCACUGCAGACUCUGCAGAUUAAGUACAAUAUGGGUGGCCUGUUUGGGUGGGCCGUUGGCGAAGAUGAUCGUAACUCAAGCAAACAUAUAAUUCAAAUUGACCAAGGAGGGUUAACACUCCCUUCAAGGGACAACUAUCUAAACAAAACGGCUAAUGCAAAGAUCUUAACUGCUUACCUAGACUACAUGACUAAGGUGUCCGUUCUGCUCGGUGCCGAGGAGGCUGAUGCUCGUCGUCAGAUGUCCGAUGUGGUUGAGUUCGAAACCAGACUGGCAAACAUUACAACUCCCCAGGAUAUGCGCAGGGAUGAAGAGGAAAUGUACCAUUUGAUGACAUUGACAACGCUGCAGGAAAAAGCUUCGUUCAUCAAUUGGCGCGAUCACUUCGAGGAAGCAUUCCGACUGGUGAAGAGGAAAAUUACCGAAAAAGAAAAGGUGGUCGUUUACGCUCCGGAAUAUCUGGAGAAGUUGAAUACGCUAGUGCAAGAAUACCAUUCUACGGAUGAGAAAAAAACCAUUCUUAACAACUACCUGGUUUGGCAAACCGUACGCACGCUGACCGCUUGUCUGUCGAAAGCGUUCCGGGAUGCUUACAAGGGGCUUCGCAAGGCUUUGAUUGGGUCCGAUGGAGGCGAGGAACCGUGGCGGUAUUGCGUCAGUGAUACGACAAAUGUUCUAGGUUUUGCCAUUGGGGCCAUGUUCGUUCGGGAAGUGUUCCACGGUGAAUCGAAACCACGGGCAGAAGAGAUGAUCAAUGAGGUUCGUACCGCUUUCAAGGAUAAUCUUAGAAAUUUGGUGUGGAUGGAUAAUGAAACCAGGCGACUAGCUGACGAGAAGGCGGACUCCAUUUCCGAUAUGAUUGGAUUUCCGGAUUACAUUCUGAAUGCGGAUGAGUUGGACAAGAAGUAUCAGGAUUUGAAUAUUGAUCCGAAAAUGUACUUUGACAACAAUAUCAACUUCAACAUCUACAGUCUGAAGAAAAACCUAGAAAAACUUGAUCAACCGGUUAACAAAACACGCUGGGGAAUGACCCCGCCUACGGUGAAUGCAUAUUACACUCCAACCAAGAAUCAGAUUGUUUUUCCCGCCGGAAUUCUGCAGCUUCCGUUCUUCGAUAUGAAAAAUCCGAAAAGCUUAAACUACGGAGCGAUGGGGGUAGUGAUGGGACACGAGCUGACCCAUGCGUUCGAUGAUCAAGGUCGAGAGUAUGACAAAUUUGGAAACUUGCAUCAAUGGUGGAAUAACAAAACCAUCGAACGUUUCAAAAAACAAACCGAAUGUUUCAAUAAGCAGUACAGUACGUAUAAGGUUAAUGGGAAAAACCUUAAUGGCAAACAAACGAUGGGCGAAAAUAUUGCUGAUAACGGUGGGCUUAAGGCGGCUUUUCAUGCGUACAUCAGAAAUGAGAAGUUAAGCACUUCGGACACGGAUACUCUGCCGCUUCCUGGAUUGAACAUGACUCAUCGUCAGCUAUUUUUCGUUUCGUUUGCUCAAGUAUGGUGCUCGGCUGUUACCGAUGAAACGACCACGUUGCAGAUUGAAAAGGAUCCACACUCACCACCGAUGUACCGAGUGAUUGGAUCGCUCUCAAAUCUACGAGAAUUUGCUGACACUUUCCAGUGUCCUUCGGGAACCCGGAUGAAUCCGGAACGGAAAUGUGAAGUGUGGUAAGAGACUGUUGAUAGACUAACAUGGGCAAACUGUGCUGCACUGGAUGCAUGCGAACGGUUUAGAAGUAUUACUGUUGUUGCACAACUUAUUAUUAUUUACUGAAUGUACAAAAAGAGAUUCCGUUUGUUAUCCAUUCGCUUCUUUUCCUCUUGCUUUAGUUGUAUUUAUUCUAGCGUAACAGAAGUUAUCUGAGAUGCCAAAAAGUCCAAAGAAUCUAUGUGAAUAAAAUAUUUUUAGAUAAUCUACCCUUUCCGAAACACAAGAAGAUAGAAGAAAAAAAACAUAAUCCCAAGACAUUACCCACGUAGCGAUUAAGAGAGUCCUUUAACAUUUAAAUCCAGUGAUAAGUGUAUCAAACAAAAUUUACACCAGUUACUAAUGAAUGUGAUUAAUAUCGAAAGAACGCUAUGUAGCAGAGCAAAGGAGAGUUCACAGUUGACCACUUGUUCAGGAAAAAUAAAAUCGCAAAUGACAGAUAACACUGCAGCAGGUCUAGCUGGCAACAGAGAAUCAAACUUUCUAUACAAAAACACUAAAAACUAGUGCUACAUAAAUAGUAUCGUAAGGAGCUGUUUUAAACAAUUUAUAAAAGACGUUUGGUUCCUCGCUGAGAUCAGGAAAACUUGCGUUGUUCGAUUUCGGUUUCGGUAAAAAAAAUACUAUUGUGUUCGAUAAGCAACCGCGUUGCGAGCACAAU